AUGACGAAUGAAGACCCCGAAGCCACAGAGCUGUCUGCUGCUCCCACUGCCCAACUUAUGAUAAGAUACUCUCCAGUUGACCUCAUCAAAUCACCCACUGAGACACUCAGAUCAUCAAACCCUAAGAUUUCUUUACCUGUCGAAAUCAUGCUGUCAAUUCUCGAAAUGGCUGUUGAACUGGAGCCUCGGAUGAUUCGUCUUGGGUGUCAUCACGACAAAUUCCUCAAAACCAUUAUCGUGAGCGACUGCCCUGCUCAGUUUCACGUUACCUUGAAAUUGAGAGAAUUGCUUCUAACCUCCAAAGUCCUGAUCUCAAAAUCAUUGAUACCUAGCGAAGAAGUGAUCCUCACGUAUAAACCAUACUUUCGGCUCCCAGAAUCAUGCUUCAGUGCUGAGAUUGACACUUUGCAUAUCAGCACACAACUUUACACCAUGCUCAGAACCGAAGUUCCCUGGAUGCAUAAUUUCAGACACAUGUUUGAACAUGUUAAACGUUUGUCUCUCGACCAUACUUCAACCGAUCAGAGUAUAUUCCUAAGUCGCUUACGCUUAGAUUUCCCAAAACUGGAACGGUAUUCCGUGCGAUUUGAAACCGGUCAAAACCCGACAGAUCAUGAUAUAGUUCGAUGGGUCGAGACUUACCGGAAGCUUGGGCGCAAGCUUAAUUAUACAAUGGUAGUUCAGCUCGAUUGGAGGAUGAGAACUAAUGGCGUUACACUAUACUAUGAGCACAAAAAGUUCCCUUUUGGGCACGUCUCUGCUGGUCGCUUAUCGUUUCUGAGAAGUGCGAGUCGUAUGUCACGGGAGUCGAUUCCUCCUGCUAUAUCGAAGAUCCGGCGCUUGUCAUGUCAGAGUGGUAUGGGUAUUGGGGUGCGAAAUUCCUGUUUCCAUGUCAAAGGGUGGGAUGGAUGGAUGAUAAUCUCUAGUGAGGAAUGA
Molecule: messenger RNA, 936 nt
Organism: Botrytis sinoallii
Lineage: Eukaryota; Fungi; Ascomycota; Leotiomycetes; Helotiales; Sclerotiniaceae
Exons: 1
Coding region: 1-936 (311 amino acids)
Source: RefSeq, a predicted model, not a curated record